This is a messenger RNA of Cygnus olor (mute swan), 1876 nucleotides long. RefSeq names its product peroxisomal biogenesis factor 3 (gene PEX3). Lineage: Eukaryota; Metazoa; Chordata; Aves; Anseriformes; Anatidae. Gene Ontology annotation, biological process: protein import into peroxisome membrane. Gene Ontology annotation, cellular component: peroxisomal membrane. The record is from RefSeq and is a predicted model, not a curated record. Gene Ontology annotation, molecular function: protein-macromolecule adaptor activity. The coding region runs from base 54 to 1163 and encodes 369 amino acids. The transcript is spliced from 12 exons.
CUUCCGCCGCCGCGGGGAGGCGAGGGGCGGCCGUGCCGAGCCGAGCGGGCAGGAUGCUCCGCUCCCUCUGGAGUUUCCUCAAGCGGCACAAGAAGAAAUGCCUCGUCCUCGGCACCUUCCUCGGCGGAGUCUAUUUACUGGGAAAAUAUGGACAGAAGAAAAUCAGAGAAAUCCAAGAACGAGAGGCAGCUGAAUACAUCGCCCAAGCACGAAGGCAGUAUCAUUUUGAAAGUAAUCAGAGGACGUGCAAUAUGACAGUGCUGUCAAUGCUCCCAACAUUGAGGGAUACCUUAAUGCAUCAAUUAAAUUCUGAGAGUCUCACAUCUCUUCUUAAAAAUAGGCCAGCAAACAAGUUAGAAAUAUGGGAGGAUUUAAAGAUAAUAAGUUUCACAAGAAGUAUUGUAGCAGUGUACAGUACCUGUAUGCUAGUAGUUCUUUUGCGAGUCCAGUUAAAUAUUAUUGGCGGUUACAUCUACCUAGAUAAUGCUGCAGUCUGCAAGAACGGCACAACACCGCUAGCUCCCCCUGAAGUUCAGCAGCAAUAUUUAUCAAGUAUUCAGCACCUUUUAGGAGAUGGACUGACUGAAUUAAUAACUAUUGUUAAACAAGCUGUGCAUAAAGUUUUUGGAAGUAUUUCCCUUAAGCAUGCCCUUUCUCUUCUGGAGCUGGAACAGAAACUUAAAGAUAUCAGGAAAGUAGUGGAACAUAAAGAUUCAGAUCAGAGUGCACCUUAUUCUCCCUUAUGUCAUUAUCUGAUGCCAGAUGAAGAAAACCCCUUGGCUACCCAGGCCUGUGGACUCACAGAAAGAGACACUGCUACAAUUAAGCUACUUAAUGAAACUAGAGAUAUGCUAGAAAGUCCAGACUUCAGUACAGUUUUGAGCACGUGUUUAAACAGAGGAUUCAGUCAGCUGCUGGACAACAUGGCGGAGUUCUUUAGACCUACUGAACAGGACCUGUCUCAGAACGGCUCUGUAAAUAGUCUUUCCAGUGUCAGUCUUCCUUUAGCCAAGAUAAUUCCAAUAAUAAAUGGACAGAUCCAUUCAGUAUGCAGUGAAACACCCAGUCACUUUGUUCAGGACCUAUUGAUGAUGGAACAAGUGAAAGAUUUUGCUGCUAAUGUUUACGAAGCUUUUAGUACCCCUCAGCAACUAGAGAAAUGAGCUGCACACUAAUAGGAAUAUAUCAUGUAUUUAUAACACAGCCCGUGUGACUACUGAUGAGAUUUGGGUUAAUUUUGUAAUGGUGUAGGAGUGGUAGACCAGCAGAAAGAACAUACUGAAAAAACUGGGAGCGAGCCCGUAUUUGUUCUAUCUAAUAGAAUUCUGUUUCAAACACCCAUUAAAAAUAUUCUUGUUGAAAGAAUCACUGUAUGUAAAGACUUUUCUAUUAAAAAGUUGUUAAACUCUUGCAUAAUUCAUUUGAUUAUUUUUAUUGCAUCUGGAAGGCAUCUGGUGGCAGUAUUACAACAAGAUAUUUAGGAAAAAAUAACUUGUUUGUCUGGGAUGUGUUAGGUUUUGGGAAAAACACGAAUGACGGUGAUCUAAGAAUAGCAGUAUGAAGUAUGGCUUUUCUAUUCUUCCGCCAGAUUUUUCUUUCUGUAAAGAAAAACUCUUCUUUCCUUGACUUUACAAAUGUUAUUCCAGAGGGUUUCUCAUUCUUCAGAAAGCCUUUGCCAACGGAUGCACGUGCCUCUUGAACAGGCUGGGGGGGGGGUGCUCUCUUUGUUACUGAAAAGAAUGUGGAUUUUUAGAAGUUCUUGUUUAUGCUGUUGAAACAGCUACACUGUACACAUUAACUUGUAAAUAUUUUAGCUUAAUUUGUAUUAAUUUUGAGCCCAAUUGUCUGUAUUGUAAUAAAAUAUUUUAAUGUAAAA